Messenger RNA from Phaeodactylum tricornutum CCAP 1055/1, 464 nucleotides. RefSeq lists its product with no specific name. The transcript has 2 exons. NCBI's taxonomy places the organism in Eukaryota, Bacillariophyta, Bacillariophyceae, Surirellales, Neidiaceae. The record is from RefSeq and is a predicted model, not a curated record. Gene Ontology annotation, biological process: DNA replication-dependent chromatin assembly. Gene Ontology annotation, molecular function: histone binding. Gene Ontology annotation, cellular component: nucleus. The annotation marks the transcript as partial.
AACACGCAGGUCGUUUUGGACAAUCCGACGUGUUUCUUGAAUCCAUUCCAAUUCGAAAUUACCUUCGAGUGCUUACAAGAACUGGAAGAUGAUUUGGAAUGGAAAGUGCUCUACGUGGGGAGCGCACACGAUUCGCAUCAGGAUCAGGUCCUGGACGAGAUACUGGUGGGUCCGGUACCGGUCGGUCGGAAUAAAUUCGUCCUGCAGGCCGACGCACCCGAUAGUCAAACCCUGCCCAAAGACGAACUGCUCGGCGUCACGGUCGUUCUCGUCACCUGCCGGUACAAGGACCGGGAGUUCGUACGGGUAGGCUACUACGUGAACAACGAAUACACCAAACCGGGAUACGAUCCGGACGCGGACGGCCCCGUCUCCUGGCCCUUCGCCUUGGAGCACGUCACGCGACACAUUCUAGCCGACAAACCGAGGGUCACCAAAUUCGCCAUUCCAUGGGACAGCAGUGA